Hyaloscypha bicolor E is the source of this 1386-nucleotide messenger RNA. RefSeq lists its product as uncharacterized. The coding region runs from base 445 to 1308 and encodes 287 amino acids. The record is from RefSeq and is a predicted model, not a curated record. Lineage: Eukaryota; Fungi; Ascomycota; Leotiomycetes; Helotiales; Hyaloscyphaceae. The transcript has 5 exons. Gene Ontology annotation, molecular function: oxidoreductase activity.
GUGAAAUAUGUAGCCGCAAUCAGCCAGCCAGUCUGCCUACUGCAACGGCAACAGUAACAGCAACACCGAGGUCCAGCAGAGCAGUACAGCUUAUCUCCCGCUUACGAUCUAGGUAGGUAGACGAGCCAAUCGGUGUCUGUCUGCUCCACAGUGCCGACACCGACCUCCUGCACCUCAAAUAUUUGCUAUUUGCGACCAGGCUUUCUCUGUUACUUCGCCAUACCUCCCUCCCUCAUUCCCUCCCUACCUAUCGAACCUUACUUUGGACUCCAUUCAUAACUCCAAUACUACUACUUACUCCUUCCUACGACCUACCCAACCUUGACUGCCAAGAAAGGGUACCCUCAAUCUCACCCUACUCUACCCAGUCUUCCCCGCCAAAGUCAAUCGGCACUCAAUACAACUGCCCUCCUCCUACCCAACAUUGAUUGACAAGAAGACCUCAUGCCUGAUGUGACGGGAACCCUCGAGUACCUUCAAAAGCUCGCACUCUACGAAUCCGAAAAACCAUAUUGGUGCUUUCUCCCUCCCCAUGAUGGCUUCGACCCGGACGUGGAGCGAGUCGACAACUUGGAAUUCGAAGACCAUUCCGACGUCCAUAUUCGAGAUAUCCGAGACCUAAAGCACGCCUUCAAAAUCAACGACUGCGGAUUCGAAGUUGUUUCUCAUCAUAGCCGCUUCUCCAGCUUCCAAAAGCCCGACGAUGUCGCACAAUAUCGCGCAGAGGCAGAUCAGCUCUUAAAGGAUACCCUGGACGCCGCCUUUGUGAAAUCUUACGACUCCAUCCUUCGGAGGAAUGUGCCCUUUCAACGAAACCAGAUGGAUUUAGCCGAUCCUUUACACACAGAAGGACCUGCUCGUGGUGUUCACAAUGAUAUUACUUAUGAUUCUGGUCCGGAGGUCAUCAAUCGUUACUUGACAGACGAAGAAAGGUCACUCUUCCUCAAACCAGGAUACCGCUUCAGGAUUAUCAACACUUGGAGGCCGCUGGUGCCAGUCCUUGAAGAUCGACCCCUAGCCCUCUGCGAUAGUCGGUCGGUAGACCCAGAAGACUUGGUUCCAGCAGAUCGAGUUGCGCCAGGAAGGUUUGGAGAAGUAUACUACCUCACUCACAAUCCAAACCACAAGUGGUUCUGGCUCAACAAGCAAACUCCUUCUGAACCAUUUAUAUUUACCAUGUACGAUACAAAAGAUGGUCCACAUGCGAGAUUCUGCCCACACGUCUCAUUUGUGAAUCCUCUUGCACCCAAGAACGCAGCCCCACGAGAGUCGGUCGAAACACGAUCAAUAGUAAUUACAAAAGAAUAAAGACUAAUUUUAAGACUUCUACCUAUUACUCCUAUUAGUUAGCUAGGAACUCGGUUCUAUAAUACUUAUAUAGUGCGC